CGGAAGUGCCCGUUCCCAUCACGUCACCGGGUUGCCCCACCGAGUGAGGGUUGCCGUGACAGCGGCGGACUCUCCAGUCGGAGUUCCCAGGCGCUCGUUGCUUGGAGCGGGAGGCUGGUCGCUCGCCCGCUCGCUCGGCCUCGCCGUGUCCCCCGGCGUCUUUCGACCAGGCCUCUCCUCCGGCCUCGGGUGUCUUCCAUGGAGCGGGCGGCCGCUAUGACGGACAUGUACGACCAGGCGCUGCUGGGCAUCUUGCAGCAUGUGGGGAACGUCCAGGAGUUCCUGAACAUCCUCUUCGGCUUCUUGUACCGAAAGACCGACUUCUACCGGCUCCUGGUGCAGCCGGCCGACCGGCUCGGCUUCCCUCCGGGGGUGGCCAAGUGCAUGGCGCUUCGGGCUUUCAAAAACUUUGAACACCUGGCCCGCCAAGAUGAUGACAGAAGACAGCAAGAACUUCAGGAGAAAGUGAAGAAAAGAGAGGAGGACAUAGCAGCUGCAGGAGAGAGAGCGAAGGUGGUGCCAGCUGUAGCUGAGGAGGUUGAGAUCAGUGCAGCAGUAGGUGAUGACUCUGUAUCGGAGGGUGGAAAGGCUACAGAGUCACAGGAGCCUGUGGCAGUGGAGGAGAAAGUAGAUGCACAAGCCGCCAAUGCAGCCGUGGAGCCACCAGAGGCUGUUGCUGCCCCUUUAGAAAGUCAGCCAGCAGAGCUACCCAGGAAACAGGAGCAGUUCCAGGCAAAUCCUGACAGUUACAAUGGAGCAGUGCGGGAGAAUUAUGCCUGGUCCCAAGACUACAGUGAUCUGGAGAUUAAAGUCCCAGUGCCCAAGCACAUUCUGAAAGGCAAGCAGGUUUCUGUGAACAUCGGUAGUAGUUCAAUUUGCGUGGCUGUGGUGGAGGGAAGUGGGCCGCGUGUGCUCAUGGAAGGCACCCUCACUCACAAGAUCAACACAGAGAACUCUGUCUGGAGUCUGGAACCAGGAAAGUGUAUCCUCAUUAACCUGAGCAAAGUAGGUGAAUACUGGUGGAGUGCCAUCUUGGAAGGAGAAGAGCAGAUUGACAUUGGUAAAAUCAAUAAAGAACGUUCAAUGGCUACGGUGGAUGAAGAAGAGCAUGCUGUGCUGGACAGGCUAUCCUUUGACUACCACCAAAAGCUGCAGGGAAAGCCACAGAGCCAUGAGAUGAAAGUCCACGAGAUGCUCAAGAAGGGCUGGGAUGCCGAAGGCUCCCCGUUCCGAGGCCAGAAGUUUGAUCCCUCCAUGUUCAACAUCUCUCCUGGGGCAGUGCACUUUUGAUGAUGGCACUGAGGAUGGGAGAAUUGCCUACCUGCCGGGGAGAGUAGGAUGAAACUGAUGCCACUGCCACACUCCUCCCCUCCUGCCAGCGAUGUCAAUCAGCCCCUUUGUCCCUGCCUUGUUACCUGGGCUUGUUUGCAAAAUGACAAAGGACUUCAAAAUAGCCAGAAUGUGGGUUUGCUUUUGGGGAGGGGGGAGAGGGAAGUGCAACGUUGAGCGACUCCUUCCCUCCAGCACCAGGUUGGUGCAUUAAAUAUGUAUGUGGGGGAAGCCUAGCAAAAAGCAGCCUUACGUACUGUGUCACCACGGCAACCAGCAGCUGCUGGUAGCAUUUCCUCUCCUCUCUUGUUAAUGGAUUGCUUUGGGGAGGGGGGUUGAUUGAAGGCAGUAUUCCCCCCCAACCUCUUUUUCAGAAAUACAUGCAGUUUGGCCAAAUGA
This is a messenger RNA of Podarcis raffonei (Aeolian wall lizard), 1728 nucleotides long. It is a transcript of the gene NUDCD3, whose product is annotated as NudC domain containing 3. The transcript is spliced from 6 exons. Gene Ontology annotation, cellular component: cytoplasm. Gene Ontology annotation, biological process: protein folding. Lineage: Eukaryota; Metazoa; Chordata; Lepidosauria; Squamata; Lacertidae. The coding region runs from base 199 to 1290 and encodes 363 amino acids. The record is from RefSeq and is a predicted model, not a curated record.